AUGUAUUUAAUUUUCUUUUCGCUACUAUUUUUAUCAUAUUGUCAAGAUCCUACAGUUUUUAAGGCAUCUGACAAGGUCUCAUAUAUAAUAAAGGAUAGAAUAUAGAGACCAAAUGACUUGCUUUUCUUUACAGAAGGUCUGACAUUUAUUGCAGAUGACAUGUUAUUGGAGAGCACAGGGUUGUAUGGAGAUUCCGAGAUACAUUACAUUGACAAUAUAUUUGAUAAAUAGAAUAUUGGACUGAAAGCACGAUAGCCCAUUGGCAAAUAAUAUUUUGGGGAGGGGUGUUCAAAAAUAAAAAACAAAAACGGAAAAGAUGAGAUCUAUAUGUUAACUUGGAAAGAGAGAAAAGCAUUUCUAUUGAAUAGCAAUUUGCAAUUGGUUUAGGAAUUAGAAAUCCCAGGAGAAAUCUAGGAAGGGUGGGGAAUGACAUCUUAUAGGAAUAGCGAUGAUGAAGACAUAUUGUUAAUUUCUGAUGGAACAAAUAGAUUGUAUCAUUUAGACCCAAGCGAUUUUAAAGUGAAGAAAACUGUAAGUGUUCGUUUGGAGAAUGGAAGUGAUCUCAAUAAAUUAAAUGAACUAGAAAUUAUUGGAGAUGGAACAAUUUUAGCAAACAUUUAUGAAACCCCUUUUAUUGCCUAAAUAGAUCCACAUGACGGAAAGUUAAUUGACAUUCUUGACUUUACUGCAUUGAUCUAGGAUGUAGAGAGUGUGAAGGGUAAGGGAUAUGCAGACCCUAUGUUUAACAAGGUAUUAAAUGGGAUAGCCUAUAAAGAUGGCAAUUUAAUAUUAGGUGGUAAACAAUGGCCAUAUUUUUAUUAAAUUGAAUUAUAAUCAUAAUAAUCAUAAUGA
Paramecium tetraurelia is the source of this 852-nucleotide messenger RNA. RefSeq lists its product as uncharacterized. Gene Ontology annotation, molecular function: glutaminyl-peptide cyclotransferase activity. The transcript has a single exon. NCBI's taxonomy places the organism in Eukaryota, Ciliophora, Oligohymenophorea, Peniculida, Parameciidae. The record is from RefSeq and is a predicted model, not a curated record.